This is a messenger RNA of Antechinus flavipes (yellow-footed antechinus), 1246 nucleotides long. Its product is annotated as coiled-coil domain-containing protein 102B-like. The record is from RefSeq and is a predicted model, not a curated record. The transcript is spliced from 5 exons. The coding region runs from base 1 to 1128 and encodes 375 amino acids. Lineage: Eukaryota; Metazoa; Chordata; Mammalia; Dasyuromorphia; Dasyuridae.
AUGUAUACAAAUAGUGCCAGGAAUUUCUGUGCUCACUCUUAUGGCAGCAAUGAUUGGGAUAUCUGUGAAGAGCUUCGAAUUCGAGAACUUGAAGAAGUCAAGGCCAGAGCUGCCCAGAUGGAAAAGACCAUGCGUUGGUGGUCAGAUUGCACUGCCAACUGGAGAGAGAAAUGGAGCAAAAUACGAAUAGAAAGGAAUAAAGCCAGAGAAGAAGGACGGCAGCUGAGAAUAAAGUUAGAAAUGACAAUGAAGGAAUUGAGCACACUCAAAAAGAAACAAAGUUCACCAAAUGAAAAGGUAUUAUUGGAUGUUGAAGUCAUCAGGAAGGAGAAAUGUGAUCAUGUGGAAGAUUCUUGUCCCCAGGAAUUUCAAUUUCCAAUGACUGCUAAGGAAUAUGAUCCUCCUAAAAUCAAUUUGAGAAACAUACAUAUUUCUCCCAAAGAAGAUAUAAGCAAGAAGGAAAUACAUAAGGUUGUCAACCCAGAAAGAUUCAACCAGGAUUUGGAUUUACAAGGUCCUGAUUUCUUCAGAAAAGGUCUUCAUGACAACUAUAUGGAGAAGCCUGUAUUGAGUCUAGAUGAUAUGCUACAACCUUCGGAGAAGGAAUUAAGCCAGAUUUCAACUCUGAAAUUUCAUUUGGAUGAGUCUCAGAAAAAUUUGUGGAAGGAAAGAGAAAUGCGUUCAUGUUUGGAAAAAGAAGUUGAGUUACUGGCAUCAGCAUUGUCUCUUUGGAAAUGCAGGUAUGAAGAGAUGGAAGAAGCAAAAGAGAUUAAUUUAAACCAGUCUAACAUAGUCCAUGAUCUACAUGAAAAUGAAGAAGAAAAAGUUUCUGAAGACAGAAAGGAAGAAGCAAAUUGUCAAACCCAUAAGGACAAAAUAAUUUGUGAACUGAGAGCAGAGCUGGAGAGACUGCAGGCUGAGAAUACCUCUGAGUGGGCCAAGAGGGAAAUACUUGAAAGAGAAAAACAAGGACUGGAAAGAGAAAAUAGAAGGUUAAAGACCCAAGUGAAAGAUAUGAAAGAGUUUUGGGAUAGAGAAUAUCUACUAGCUGCAACUUCUCAAGAUCCUGAUUUUAAGACAUCACAAAGUCAGCUACUAGAAAAAAACAAGGUAUGGAUUCUACUUUGAAGUACAUUUUCUUACUUGCAUAAAUCUUACCUUUAAUGUUGAGAUAUCUUCAAGUUUGACCUAAGUUUCCAAAUUUAACUUGUCUCUUUCCCACCAUCUAAAAUAAAUAUACAAAGGA